Molecule: messenger RNA, 2338 nt
Organism: Drosophila suzukii
Lineage: Eukaryota; Metazoa; Arthropoda; Insecta; Diptera; Drosophilidae
Biological process (GO): positive regulation of DNA-templated transcription
Cellular component (GO): nuclear body
Source: RefSeq, a predicted model, not a curated record
GAUCUCGUGUCCACAUCCUAAAUCGCCGCCUUAAAUCGCCAGACUCUCAUCUCUAGCAGGAUUUUUGGUGCAAGGCAGGGGAUUUUCCUAAACCAUUUUACUUAGGGUUCAUGGAACCAAGGGCUUUCUUUGGAUUCAGUGCAGCAUGAGCCUAAAGUCCAGUGCAAGGAUCAAGAAGCGCCGCUCGGAGGCAGCGGCGGCCACGUAUCCGAUACCCUUAGCAUCGCCAGCGCAGGCCGGAAUUGGCAAUGCUAAUGGCAGCUCAUCCUCUACACCGAAUCCUGGAGCAAAUAUCACAAAUAACGUCGGUAAUGGUGGCUCAAAUCCUUGCCAGAGCUCCUCGAAGAAGCACAGUUUCGUCGGGCGCAAUCCCAACUUUGACACCGACGAGACCAAACUGCUCAUCCAAUUGUGGGGCGAUCCUAAGCUGCAGCGAACCCUCAUCACCACUCAUAAGAAGCACGCCGUGAUCUGUCAACUGGCCGCCAAGAUGCAGGAGUACGGCUACCACCGGUCGCCGGAGGAGAUUACCACGCGGAUUAAGAACCUUAAGUGCUUCUAUAACCGCUUGAAGAAGGACAAGGAGUGCGGCGGCCAGUCCACCGAUUCGGAGCCCAGUUGGAAACACUUUGCCGAGAUGGACGCUAUCAUGACAAGACCCAUCUUCAGUGUAAGACCCAAUGAGGUGCCGGCUCCUUCGCUCAAAUACCAACUGGAGCAGGCUCUAGAGGAGCACGCCGAGCGUCGCAAGCGACGGUUGGAAAACGGCGAAGAGUUGUCCGAAAGCGAUAACGAGGAGGAUGACAUGCUGCUCUCCGCCCUGGUGUCCAAGAAUAAGGAAUCAGUCAACAGUAAGGCACUGGAGGCUGGCUGCCUGGAGUCCGACCUGGACAUGAACGAGGAAUCCUUUUCGAAGCGCCGUAAACUCUCCGCCGAAGUAGAUGUGGAUAUAGGCGAGGCUCUGACUUCACCCUGCAUCAAAAACGAGCCGGCCCUAGAUGUGGAGCCAACGCCAGUAGCUCCUCCAGUGGAGCCCGAGCCGGAGGAGGAUGAUGACUGCAUGCUUCUGCCGCAGCCCAAGGAAGAGCCCAUCGAUGUGGAUGCCUCGGAUGAUUCGCCAAAUGAGAAGUCUUCUAGUUCCAGUUCUUCAUCCACUCUGGCUGACAUGUUGCAGCGGAACAAGCCCAGCAACCUGCUUCCCUUCACCGGGGCCAAUGUCAUCAUCCCGGCCAGCAUUACCACCACCACGGCUAGUGGUUGCUCAACCACCCUGAGUUCAACGAACACGCCGAGCAAACUGCAGGGUGGCAAGAUCUCGCUGGUGCCCACGAAUUUCCUGAUGCAAUCCAAGCUGCCGGCUGCCGCGGGACCAAGUCCCAUGACAACCGCCAAGGGAGCCGCUCCCCAGCUGCAGCUGCUACAGAGUGCUAUUAAUCAGGGCGCUCGUCUGAUGAUUAGCGGAUCGGCUGCAGCACCGGCACAGCCUAGCAAUGCCGGUCUGAUGGCCACCGCACCCGGAGGAGUCAAGUUUGUGCUGGUCAAUGCGGAGCAAGCCAAGGCGGCGGCCGCAGCUGCUGCUGUGGGCAAGUCCUCUGCCUCCUUGCCCCUGACCACUGCUCAAGCUCAGGUUCAGGCAGCGGUUCAUCAACAGCAUCAGAAGCUGCAACAGAGUCUUCAGCAGGAGCAGCAUCUGCAGCACCAGCAGCACGUCCAGCUGGAGAAGGAGGAGAGCCGCAGGGACAAAGCAAGGGAGGAUUUGCAAACGAAGCGGCACAUGACAACCAUGAGAAUCCUUCUCCGCCAGCUGCUGAACUCCCAAAACGAAGCCAACGAGAUCCAGCACAAUCGUCUUUCCUUGGAACGCGAGCGUUUGGACUGGGAGAAGUCCAUGGGCGACCGUCUUCUUAACUUGUUGCCGAGUCUCCUGCAACCGGCUCCUGUUGCUUCUCCAUGUUCCACUGCUCAACGACUGCAGCCUCCGAAACUACUGUUUACCACCGCUCUGCCGAUGGGCAAUGGCACUGUUACUAUGCCACACAUCCUAACAUCAAAUUCGCUGCCCAAGGUCAUAACAACCACAAGUUGCAACAGUGGCGUUGCGGUGGCAGGAUCGGGUGGAGGAUUGAUUGCCAGUGUGACCACCAAGCCGGUGGACAAUGACGUCCAAUUGGUCACGCCCAAGCAGGAAAAGGAGGCUUGAACCGAUGUGGAACUGGUCGUUUUAAGUGAUUGAUAUUAGAAACAUCUUUCGGUGAUCUCAAAGAAAUGAUAUUCUGGUCUUUACUUUAGUCUACUCUAAAAUGACUCUCCUAAUAAUAAACAUUGAACUAGUCUCUCA